AUGUCUAUGCAGCACACCGAGAGACAAGGACAGGCUGACUUCAUUCUACUCAUCUGUGCCGAUGUCAUGAGCUUUGCGCACGCAAGUUUGAACAUCAAUGCUCAUUUCUCUAGAUUAGUACCUCUGCUUGUUCCGAUCAUCCAAGGAUGUCUCCUCUCAUCGCUCGUGGCAGCGGUGCAAGAUUCUGAUGACUGCCCUACCCAAGCGCAUAACAACGCUACAACACGUUAUCUCAAUCUUACUGCCAUCAACGCUGUGGAUGGAAAAUCUGUACUUGAAUGCUGGCAGCUUGGGCCCUUUGCGACAUCGUCUGUUUCGGGGACCACGGGCUCACUUGCUCUCUUCUUGGGCGACACAUCGAAUGCAACGUAUUCAGUCCUACCUCCCAGAUAUGUCUUUUUCGCGUCCGGCCUGGCUCACGUAACACUUCCAGAGAGUUCAGAUGAUGCAUGGAUUCAGGGGGGCAAGUACGGGCUAGUCAUAGCAGCCGAUACUUCUGAUAUCUCUGAGAAGGGUCAUAUCACGACGUAUCCUAGCGACGACGAUACUAUUGGUCUCCAAGUGCCCCUCAAGGAUGGAAAAAGGCCCAAGUACUCACUAUUGCAUGCAGGGGCGUGCAGAUGGGAGGACGUGGUAGGUUCUUAG
This is a messenger RNA of Pseudovirgaria hyperparasitica, 645 nucleotides long. RefSeq lists its product as uncharacterized. The coding region runs from base 1 to 645 and encodes 214 amino acids. NCBI's taxonomy places the organism in Eukaryota, Fungi, Ascomycota, Dothideomycetes, Acrospermales, Acrospermaceae. The transcript is spliced from 4 exons. The record is from RefSeq and is a predicted model, not a curated record.